Molecule: messenger RNA, 561 nt
Organism: Ornithodoros turicata
Lineage: Eukaryota; Metazoa; Arthropoda; Arachnida; Ixodida; Argasidae
Product: tigger transposable element-derived protein 6-like
Exons: 1
Coding region: 1-561 (186 amino acids)
Cellular component (GO): nucleus
Molecular function (GO): DNA binding
Source: RefSeq, a predicted model, not a curated record
AUGACCGGGACAGCGAAGCUGAAGCCGCUAGUGAUAGGCAAGUCUCGAAAUCCACGCGCAUUCAAGAACGUACGCAGCCUCCUGGUAGACUACAGAUGGAACCAGAAAGCCUGGAUGACUUCAGCGAUAUUCACCGAAUGGCUGCUGCAGCUAGAAAAGAAAAUGAAGGAACAGAAAAGGCACAUCGCUGUCAUCCUGGACAACUGUUCUGCACACUCCAAAGUUCCCAAGAUGACGUACGUCAAAGUGCUGCUUCUUCCACCGAACUGUACGUCGGUGCUUCAACCCCUCGACCAAGGCAUUAUUCGCUCGCUCAAGUCGCAUUACCGAAGACGGAUGCUAGAGGAAAUCCUCAUCAACAUCGAAGCAAAAGUUCCAAAACCAACGAACAUAGAUAUCCGCCAGGCCAUUGAAAUGUUGACUGGCGCAUGGCGGAGUGUGAUGCAAGAGGUUGUUGAAACUUGCUGGCGCAAAGCCUGGUUCAUCGAGUCGAGAGACGACGGAACCAUUUUCACCGCAGCUAACUGUUGUGACGAGCCUGAAUCCUUGCAGAGGGCAUGA